Loxodonta africana (African savanna elephant) is the source of this 1761-nucleotide messenger RNA. RefSeq names its product TERF1 interacting nuclear factor 2 (gene TINF2). Gene Ontology annotation, biological process: telomere capping; regulation of telomere maintenance via telomere lengthening. Gene Ontology annotation, molecular function: telomeric repeat DNA binding. The transcript has 9 exons. Bases 249 to 1610 code for a protein of 453 amino acids. NCBI's taxonomy places the organism in Eukaryota, Metazoa, Chordata, Mammalia, Proboscidea, Elephantidae. The record is from RefSeq and is a predicted model, not a curated record. Gene Ontology annotation, cellular component: shelterin complex.
GAAACGAGCAGAGAACCGGAAGUGAUGAAGCUCUUGGGUUAGAGUGAGCGGCGACGUUUAAAGCUGAGGUACCUGGUGCUAUUGGAGCCGCCCGGCUUCUCCAUUCAGGCUCCAGCCCGAGCUAGGAGAAGACUCCCAGAAUCGCGGCGGCCCGUGGCAGGCAGUUGACUCUGAUCGAGAAGAAUCCGCGCAGGUCGAAAUAACCGAGCCACCGCGGAGGGCCGCCCCAAGGGCGGAGCCCGCUGCCGAUGGCCACGCCCCCGGGGGCCGGUCCUGCUACUCUGCGUCUGGUGGCUGCAGCCAGCUGGCAAGUAGUGCGUGGACGCCGCGUGGAGCUCUUUCCGCGAGUACUGGAGUUUAUGCAAUCCCUGCGCUUUGCUGCCCCCGGCUUGGUUCGCUACCGGCACCAUGAACGCCUGUGUAUGGGCCUAAAGGCCAAGGUGGUGGUGGAGUUGAUCCUGCAGGGCCGGUCAUGGGCCCAGGUCCUGAAUGCCCUGAAUCGCCACUUCCCAGAGUCUGGACAUCUAGUGCAGAACCCCAAAGUUACAAAGCAGGAGUUGAGGAAGAUCUUGGAGUCACAGGAAACUUUUCGCCAGCAGGUUAAGCAGCUGGCAGAGGCCCCUGUGGAUCUGGCCUCGAAGCUGCAGGAACUUGAGCAAGAGUAUGGGGAACCCUUUCUGGCUGCCAUGGAAAAGCUGUUUUUUGAAUACUUGUGUCGGCUGGAAAAAGCACUGCCUACGCUACAGGCACAGCAGCUUCAGGAUGUGCUGAGUUGGAUGCAGCCUGGAGUUUCUAUCACCUCUUCUUUGGCCUUGAGCCAAUAUGGUGUGGACAUGGGGUGGCCGCUUCCAGAGUGCUCUAUUACCGGUUCAGUGACCACGACACAGCCCAUGGAGCCGAAUCCCCCUCAGCAACCAAGACUAGCACUCCGCAAUUCUCUACCAAAAGCCAAGCGUAGCCCAUACGUUCCUCAGGAACCAGCCUCAAGGACACACCCAGAACCUUUGACUGGCCAUCAUUUCAAUCUGGCCCCUAUAGGCCGGCGAAGAAUCCAAUCUCAAUGGGCAGCCACUAGAGGAGGCCGUAAGGAGCGCCCCACAGUCAUGUUGUUCCCCUUUAGGAAUCUGGGCUCAUCAGCCCAAGUCAUAUCUAAGCCUGAGAACAGAAGGCAACAUGGGACACACACAACAGAUCCAGCAGGUGCUGGGGGCACAAGGACAGCCUCUGCUGGAAAGCCCAAGAGUCCAUCUCAAGCCCUAGGGGGAAGGCCUCUAAAGGAGAACUUGGUUGAGUCAUCUGCUUCAGAGCAAAAGGAGAAUUACCUGGAUGGUGCCCUGGAUCCUCUGAAACUGUCAUUAUCUCCUCCUAAAACUAGGAAGCCAGCUAGUUCUGCAUCUCUGUGCAGCCCCGCCAUUACCAUAGGAGACUUGGUUUUGGACUCUGAUGAUGAAGACAAUGGCCAGAGGGAAGGGAAGGAGUCUCUGGGAAACUAUCAGAAGACGAAAUUUGACACCCUGAUCCCCACCUUCUGUGAAUAUCUCCCCGAUUCUGGCCCCAGUGCUAUGUCUGUCCCUUCCCAUGACCAUACAGAUAGUUCUAGACCCCCGUGACAGGACCACAAUGCCAUCUGCACUGUCUCCUUCCUCCUCAGCCAUACAAACAGUUUAGUGGGAAUGAAGCGGAAGCCCAGGAUCGGGUUGCCUGACUAUGUUGCUAAACUUCUUUGUAAUGCUUGGUAAUUAAACUCUGGAUUUGUUAAAA